This is a messenger RNA of Pseudoliparis swirei, 2313 nucleotides long. RefSeq names its product neuroplastin-like. Gene Ontology annotation, biological process: cell-cell adhesion. Gene Ontology annotation, molecular function: cell adhesion molecule binding. Gene Ontology annotation, cellular component: cell-cell junction. Lineage: Eukaryota; Metazoa; Chordata; Actinopteri; Perciformes; Liparidae. The record is from RefSeq and is a predicted model, not a curated record.
GAUGCACAGGUAGCUAGCGAAGGGCUCCCGCUAGCGACACUCUAGUCUCUGCGCGAUACGCUUGCAGUGUGUGGAGGUGAGAGCCUCGGCGAAUCCGCUCCGCAGCACCGCAUCCCGCUCAGGUCACCUUAGCGCUCCACGUACCGGCAUCUUCCGACCCCUCCGUCUCGGAAGAUGACACCUGGCAAACGAAGAGCUGCAGUCAUGUCCUUCUCGGUGGCGAUACUCGGAGCCCUGAUGCUGCAGUCCGUCUCCUCUCAGAACGCGGGCUUUGUGAAAUCCCCGUUUUCUGAGGCUAAGCUCACGGGCGACACCUUUGAGCUGUAUUGUGACGUGGUGGGAAACCCCACCCCAGAAAUCCAGUGGUGGUACUCAGAGAUCAACCGAGCCGAUUCCUUCAGGUAGCUGUAGGACGGCGCCCGUAAGCAGCGGGUGUCCAUCAGCACGGCCUACGGCUCCAAUGGCGCAAGCGUGUUGGCCGUCUCUGUCUCACGUCUCACGAUGGACGAUGCUGGGACCUACGAGUGCAGAGCCAGUAAUGACCCGCGCCGUAACGACCUGCACCAAGAUCCAGCGACCACCUGGAUCCGUGCUCAGGCCACUAUAGCGGUGCUGCAGAAGCCGUCCAUUUCGGCCUCUGAACACGCCACACUUCCUGUGGAGGGCAACUCUUACAUGCUGCAGUGCAACCUGACCAGCGACCACAGUGUGGAGGAGAGCUACUGGAUGAAGAACGGGGAGGAGAUCCCGGAAACACGCAGCCCAAAUAAGAACACUGAGUACAAGCUGAAAAAACCAAGAGCAGGCGCCGCCGGAUGGUACAUGUGUGUCUACACCUUCGAGCUGGAUCCUCCAGCGAACGCCACCAUCGAAGUUAAAUCUGCUCCUGACAUAACAGGCCACAAGCGCAGUGAGAAUAAGAACGAGGGCCAAAUUGCUGUCCUCUACUGUAAGUCUGUGGGCUACCCUCACCCUGUCUGGACCUGGCGUAAGUUAGACAACGGCAUUCCCAGGGAAAUUGACAACUCAAGCGGCCGUUUCUUCAUCAGCAGCAGAGACAACUACACCGAGCUCAACAUCGUCAACCUGGACAUUAACGUGGAUCCGGGCGAGUACCACUGCAAUGCCACCAACAUGCUGGGCAGCCGCGACGAGAUGAUCGUGCUGAGGGUUCGCAGUUACUUGGCGCCCUUAUGGCCUCUUCUGGGGGUGUUGGCCGAGAUCAUCAUCCUGGUCGUCGUCAUCGUUGUUUAUGAGAAGCGCAAGAAGCCAGACGAUUUGCAAGACGAUGAUGACCCUCCAGGUCCAGCCAAAACUAAUUCAACCAACAACCACAAAGACAAGAACCUCCGCCAGAGGAAUACAAACUGAGCAGCCUGUCUGCUGAGUUUCAUUACACAUGUAUUGACCAUAUGAAGGUAAACGAGAAGGGCGUCCAUACCAGUUGUUGCCACGACGAGUAUCGUUGUGGAGGAGUCCAAUGAGGCAUGGCUUAUGAUUUCAAUGUGUGGGCGUGCGAAUAUUGAUGAUGGAAAUGUUAACAUUAUAACCAUUGUUGCUGCAUGCAGUUGUUGAUGUUAAAGAUUUAUUUCCCCUCUUAUCCACUCAUUUUACAUCUUUACUGCUUCUAAAAUAAUGCAUGCAAGAUGUUGACCUGUUUGAUACAGAAACGGCUUUUUUUUUUAAUUUGUUGCUCUUUUCUCUGAGAGCGGCUUCAUUUAGACAAUCUGUACUGUGUGUUCUAGAGGAAAAACAAAACUUGGCAAUGUAAAAGAAAUGCCACCAUAAUCUGGUUUGACAGUCGUGUACAGUUUUAUCAAACUACUGCAUACCAUUUUAUCAGAAAAUAUCUAUUGCAUUUUAAGGGCUUUGCAAUGUCCCUCUACAUUUGAAUAAGAUUUACUUUACUGUAUUCAAACACUAUAACUAUAUCAGAUCACCAUUAAUAUAAAGACGAUUCAUAUGAUAUGAUGCACUUAAAUGUUGAUAAUGAAAAAUUGUAUAAACCGACUUUAGGAAAUCUGUACUUAUAAUUCUGACAUAUUGUUUUAUAAUCAUGUGUAUUGUACAGCAUGGCUAUUAUCCUAUGCAAUUAUUAUCCAUAUGAAUAUAUUGAAAACCAUUGCCGCUUCUGAUUUCUCUGUGACAAAGCUUUAAACUAGGAUAACCGUAGAGCGUUGAUGGCGUACGACACAGCUGCUGCAUGACUUCUCUAGCGCUAACGUGGGAGGUGGGGAACGUCAGGACGGAUACAUGUGAAGCAAUUCAAAGAUCCCCGACUAAUUUUUAAGAAUAAAUAUCUCAAAAAAGAAA